Rhipicephalus microplus (southern cattle tick) is the source of this 539-nucleotide messenger RNA. RefSeq lists its product as uncharacterized. NCBI's taxonomy places the organism in Eukaryota, Metazoa, Arthropoda, Arachnida, Ixodida, Ixodidae. The record is from RefSeq and is a predicted model, not a curated record.
AGACACAGCUUCUCCCAGUGGAUAUACCUCCGCGACCAAAAGCAGACGCCGGCAUGUCUUCGCAGUUUAGGCUGGGGGCUGUAGCCCUGACUGUCCUCCUGGUGGCCGGUCUCGUACCACCCACGGAGCAGAGUCAUCAUAAAAAGAAGCUCAAGCUGGGCGCUGCUGUGGCCGCCGCUGUUGUGGGCAAGGUCACGCCUCUGGCCUUGGCAGCCGGGGCCGCUGGUGCAUCGCUCGUUGGCAGUGCGGCCGUGUCUCACCUCAUCAACUCUCACCACCACCACGGCGGCCACCACCACCACCACCACUUCUUGCCCGUCCACCACACGCACAAGGUCCACAUACCCAUCCCGUUCCACAUUCACUCGCACAGCGAUCACCACCACCAUCAUGGCCUGGUCGACUUCGGCUACGCGGAUCACGGAUUUGGUCACGGUCACGGUCACGGCUUCUUCGCUGACUACGGUCACGGCUUCGGCGGUGGCCUGGUGGGCGGGUUCGGCUACGGUGGACACGGAGACUACGAUGGCUGGUGGUGA